GUCCCCACGAGAAUAUGUUAUCCUUCCGAUUUGAUUGAAAUGAAAAAUGGUACGGCAGUGAUGCAGCCCGUGUUCGUAAACCAAGUCCGAUCGCAUAAGUAUGAUGUCUGUGUAGUUUGCACGGUCGAGGUCAUCCACAGGUGCGCGAACAACAUUUUUCUACGGAAAUAUCGGGAUAAUAUUCAGAAUCAUAUCAUUAUUAACACAGAAUGCAGGCCAGUAACAAAGACCACACACAGAGGAACUGGGCAUGGGCGUCAAGCAGUGUGUGGAACCACUUGGAGUCCUGUUUUUAACAACUUUAAAAUUUGAAGUGUGAAGAAGCUAAAAUUGUGAAGUACUGGUGCCUCCCUCUAAUGUGAAACAAGGUAACAAGAAAUAAUGCAAAAAGUGUAUCUUGCCCUCAGUAAGGACGGGCCAUGCCGGCAUCUGGUUUAUGAAGGAGCUUAAACGUUCUAUACGGCAGCACGUGCCUCAAGGAAACCAAUUAGACUUCCAAAAUACUUCUAUCUCUAUGUGUGAAGCUGUUCGUUUGAUCAGGCUCCUGAUGCAAUGGUGGGCGCUUUCGCAAAUAAGAGGUCUGGAGGUGUCAAAAAGGACAAGAAUUUAAGAGCGUAGUCCCAUUGUCAGUAGGAUCGUGGUGCAACAACAGCGAUGCGUGGAGUGCAUUCCCCCCCUCCCCUUCUUUUCAACCCAUUAUACUGUUCAUGUGAAAUAGAUGUUUUGUUCACCUUUUUUGGGUAGGGCAAGAUAUCAAAAGCUACGCUUUUCUAUGAGUUUUGUGCUGCUCUAGUUGAGUGAUGGAGAGAACCGUAUGUGGAAUUUCUUUGAUGAAAUAUAUUUUAAGAGCAGCACUAGAAUUUUAUUCAUGAAGACUAUUCGCAUGCAUCGAGCUCUUGGUUGAAGAGGAGUGGCUGUAAAACGAGCCCAAGGAUACUCACCCCCAGCAGCGCGUACGCGUAUACUCACCGUGUCCCAAACUCUCGCUGAGAAAUUUCUUGGUUCAAAAUAACCAUCCCCAAGCGGUGCAAGCAGGGUCCUAAAUGGCGAAUAGCAUGCAUGUCUCUUGCUUCACGACACAAUAAUUGUGAAAGUGGUACGAACAGACGUAUUAAGGAGGGUAAUUCUGGAAUGGAUUUCGGUGAUCAAUCAGUACAUUUCUAAAGAUUCAACCAUGUGUGAAUGAAACUUGGAAAUGCCUCCUUAGCGAUAAAAGUGGAUAGCAUUAUUUACCACAACACGUUUUUAAACGUUAUUAUACGUAGAAAAUCAUAUUACUUCUGUUUAUUGUAUUUUUAUGCGUUCAGUUUGGUUUCCCUUUUGGA
Molecule: messenger RNA, 1325 nt
Organism: Phytomonas sp. EM1
Lineage: Eukaryota; Euglenozoa; Kinetoplastea; Trypanosomatida; Trypanosomatidae
Source: the annotation of a GenBank genome assembly